Messenger RNA from Branchiostoma floridae (Florida lancelet), 5433 nucleotides. RefSeq names its product DNA annealing helicase and endonuclease ZRANB3-like. Bases 36 to 4709 code for a protein of 1557 amino acids. Gene Ontology annotation, cellular component: nuclear replication fork. The transcript is spliced from 19 exons. The record is from RefSeq and is a predicted model, not a curated record. Lineage: Eukaryota; Metazoa; Chordata; Leptocardii; Amphioxiformes; Branchiostomatidae. Gene Ontology annotation, biological process: replication fork processing; DNA repair. Gene Ontology annotation, molecular function: ATP-dependent chromatin remodeler activity; ATP binding; nucleic acid binding.
GCCAUUUUCGCUCGGGUCAAAGAAGGGAUCGAAGGAUGGCUGGACGAAAGAAACGCAAGUCUAAUAUCUUAGACGAUUUAGAGCCAGAUCUGAGCCUACAAUGCCUUCCUUCUGCACUCCAAGAGAAGCUGAUGCCUUUCCAGAGGGAAGGGGUGAAGUUUGCACUGAAGAAACACGGAAGAUGCCUGAUAGGUGAUGAGAUGGGCCUGGGAAAGACCCUGCAGGCCAUAGCAGUGGCGUACCACUACAGACGGGAGUGGCCGGUGCUGGUGGUGGUACCGUCAUCACUGAAGUACCAAUGGGUGGAGGAACUGGAGCGCUGGGUACCAGACCUGGAACCCACACAUAUACAUGUGGUCAGCUCCAGGGAUGACAUCAGGAACAUUGCCACAGCACAGGUGACCAUCCUGGGGUAUGGACUGAUACAGAGAGUGGAUCAGCCACUGAUGAAGGCUCUUCAUGACCAGAACUUUCAGGUGAUAAUAGUUGAUGAGUCACACUACCUGAAGAACAGACAGGCUGUUCGUACCAAGGGGCUGGUGCCGCUGGUGAAGACUGCCAGACGGGCCCUCCUACUCACAGGGACUCCUGCCCUGGCCAGGCCGGCCGAGCUGUUCCCACAAGUGGACGCCCUCCUACCAGGGAAGUUUGGCAACUGGACUCAGUUCUCCAAACGUUACUGCGACGCCCACCGACAGUUCUACGGCAGGUUCUCGCGCUGGGAUACCAGUGGAGCUUCCAAUCUUGCGGAGCUUCACAGUAACCUACAACCCCUCAUGAUUCGCAGACUGAAGGCCCAGGUCCUUACCCAACUUCCUCCCAAGAGGAGACAAAGGAUUCCUUUCGAUGUCCCUGAGGGGCAGCAUAAAAAGGAGUUGGACAAGCUGGCAGGGGAAUGGAGGGACCUGAUUGGUGGAGGUGCUGUGCCACAGUCACAUGACCAGCCAGGGAUGAUUGACAACCCCAGCUUUCUCAUCCGUCAGCUGAUUGUACAAUGGUACCACACCACUGCACUGGCCAAGGUAGAUGCAGGUUCUGUGCAAGAGUACAUCAAGGUUCUACUGGAGAAUGACCCCAUGAAGUUCAUCGUGUUUGGUCACCACAAGCACAUGCUACAGGCCGUCACCCAGACACUCAUCCACAGCAAGGUCAAGUACAUACGGAUCGAUGGCUCUGUGCCCAGCGCUGAGAGAACGCACCUUGUACAGCAGUUUCAAGGAGACCCAACAAUUAAAGUUGCAGUUCUGAGUAUUCUAGCUGCAGGAACGGGGUUGACGUUGACAGCUGCGAGUCACGUGGUGUUUGCGGAGCUGUACUGGACCCCCGGGGUGCUGGAGCAGGCCGAGGACCGCGCCCACCGGAUCGGGCAGCACAACUCCGUCCACGUGCACUACCUGGUCGCCAGGAACACCAUCGACGACUGGAUGUGGAGCAUGCUCACUAGAAAGGUCAGUGUAGUGACCAGUACCCUGAACGGGAAGCUGGCAGAGCUCCAUGCUGAGGAGUGUGAUAAGGACCAGGCUGAGUUCCUGUCCAGGGCUGCUGUCUGGUUACCAGGGGAACAGCAGGAGGAGGAUGACAGCUUCUUCUUCACACAGCCAAAUACGCAGAAGGACUUGCGAUCCUACUUCACACCAAAGAGUGGCCGCGGACAAAAAGCGCAACCUUCGGACAAACCGAAAACCAGCAUGGGUACCGGAAGUGUGUCGCUCAUCCUUGAAGAUGAUGAUGAUGAUGAAGGGGACUUCAGAGAUGUACAAAAGGCGCACCGCUCCAGUAGAUCUGACAUGUUUGUGAUUGACUCUGACACUGAGAGUACUGCUGAUGAGAGUGAGAAGAGUAUAGCUCAUCUCUUGUCCGGUGGAAAAAUGGGCGCCAUUGACAGCGAUACUUCUUCGUCAUCUGACACUAUCAUAGGGUACGAUCAGAAUGUCGACGAUGGCUCCUCUCUCAUUGGUCAAGAAAAAAAGUCUGUCAUUGGUCAAGAAAUAGAUCUAGAUGUUGCCACACCAAGCAGUAAGAGAAGCAAGUCGGACGACAGAAGUUCUGAAAAGGAAGCAGAAGAUUCUAGCAGUGGGAGGGCAGAGAAUCAUGCAGAAGUGUCAGGAUGGGGCUGUUCACUCUGUACCUUUCAUAACCAUGAACUGCUGAAGGUCUGUGAGAUGUGUGAGACACCAAGGAAAAAAGAGAGACCCUCAACUCGGAGCCAGCAAAGACAAUCUGACAGUGACUUUAGCAGCCCUACUCUUAACGUCGCAAAGGAGUCAAAAGCAAGACACUUGAGAAGAGAUGCUUCUUUAGGUCUGGGAACUCCUGAUUCCAAAGCAGGUGAAGACAAGACAGUUACUGAUGAUGCACAGAAAGAAGACAUGUUGUCAGUUGGUAAAGUCGGAGAGAACCCUUGUGACACACCAGCAAAACCUUCAACAUCCCACACCACCAUUCAAAACACACCUACAGGCAGGGGUGCUAAAACAUGUCUGACUACAUCUGAGAAGUCUACCUCUUCAGAUUUGAUUGCAGCUGAAAAGGCUUCAAACAAUCACAACAACAACAAACACAUUGUUGACUUGACUAUGUAUUCAAGUGCAGAAGAUGAGGAAGCUACAUGUGAAUCAGCCUCCACGACAGAGCAGACAUUGGCCCCCUCAUCAUCAGAGUUUACGUCACAUGAGGCCAAGAAGGACAGCAUUCCCAAGAAAACACAAUCAGACAUCUUGUUCUGUAGUACACCGCCUGCAGUGCCAGACCCUUCCCAAGAGUCUAGCAUUGCUGAAGACUUAGCUGUAGCAGCACAGGUGUUUAGGCCCUCCCCUUGCCGUGGUAAGUCCACCUGGCAGUGUGAGAACAGCAACUGUGGCUACAGGAAUGCUGACAGUGAUGCGGAGGACUGUGACGCUUGUUUCUCACCGAGACCACGGAAAAGACUAAAGUUGAGCUCAACAGAGUCUCCACAGGGCAGCCUUGAUGGUACUCUUACACCUAAACUCAAAACUGCUGACACAAAAGCUACGCCUUCCAGAGGUAGCAAUAGUGCAAGAAAACCUGUUGAGGAAAGAUGUGGCAGUCUUCAGAAAGCUAUAAGUAUGUCAUCAGCUAGCAAAAUGCUUCAAAGUGCACCAAACACACCUAGUAGAGAAGAAGCAUCUACUCUACAAGGAGGCAAGUCAAAACUGCCCUUACGUAAGUUACAAAUGAAAAAGCAGAGCAUUCCUGCCAACAUUGGAACCACAAGAACUCCUCCUUCUAAACAAAUCCACAAAAACCUUUCCUCUCCCUUUGCGAACUCCCCGGCCAGUGGCAGCACUUCUGGUAGCCCUGGUGUACAGGGGUCGGAUUGGUUUGAUGAUGACGACAUCUCAGAUGACAUGCUGUUGGACUGCGAGAAGUCUGUGUCUCCACGAGGCCACCUAGCAGGCAGCAGUGGUACUACAAGGAAGAGUGGUGACAGCAUGUUUGACUUGGAGACUUUCAGUAUGAAUGCUGACAUUGGAACAGAAGAGGGAGAAGUAGAUUGCGGAAGUAAAGAUCCAGUUGUAAAGUUGGAGGACAUUCCAGUGUACGAGGAGUUACAGUUUUGUGCCAGCUUUCACACCGACAGAGUCUACCUCUAUGAUGUGGAUGACCAACCCCUGCGCUGUAACUUCUCAGUGUUGGAUGUGGAACAGCGGAACAUGGACAGUCUGCCCCCCCUCCUCCACCAGCCCGCGAACUGGCGCCUGGUGCUCAGGAUGGUACAGGAGUGGAACAGGCUGAGUGAACCCAAGAAGAGAGUAGUGAGAAGAAGUGGCCGUCUGUUCAUCAGUCCUUCCCUCCUGGCUGAAGAGCUGAGCCAGAGUCAGAGACGUAAGGCCUCCUGCAAGAACCAACGCUUCAUGUCAAAGGAGGACUUUAUGCAAAGAGCAUUCAAAGUUGCUGAGCGGGAGGGCGGGACUGUUCAAGUUGUGUCAAGAAGACAGCCUAGCAGCACAGUCACUAAGCCAGGACAAACAGCUGUGAAACCACCUGCAGACAGUACCGACAAACAAGAGACUUCAGCUGGGUUUGGAACAGCUGCUAACAGCAGUGACUCGGGUACAGCAGACUCAGCUGCAGAGGACAGCCGGUCCACGGAACAGCAGGAGGGGGGCGAGACCAGACCUCGUGGACAGCUACAGGUCGUUGACAGCGCUGGAAGGCCUCUCUGCCUCUGGUGUCAGAAACCGGUCACCCAACAGUCUGGUCUGACAGCAGAAACAGCAGCUGUGUCGUCUCACGUAAGACAGCACCGGUACUGUUCCACUGAGUGUAAGGAGGAGUACAGGAUACGGAUGAAAGGGGGUCACUCCAGACAGCAGCUGAGGGAUACAGAGUUUGGGGUGUGUCAGAUCUGUGGAACCAACAUGAGACAGAUCUUCCAGCAGGUAAAAGAGUUGCCGAUUUCUGAGCGCAAGGUAUUCCUGAAGGGCACCCCGCUGUCUUCUCUCCCCACCGCACAGCUGAACAAAAUCAUCACAGACCCGAGGGAGGGGCAGUUCUGGCACGCGGACCAUAUCGUACCCGUGGCGGACGGCGGGGGGCUGUGCUCGCUGGAUAACUUCCGUACGCUGUGCGUGAUGUGUCACCGCAAGGUCACGCAGCAGCAGAACCGACAGCGCAGGACAGCGCAGAAGCAGGAACGCAGGUCGCAGGACGGAUACAGAAGUAUUAUGGACUUCAUAAAACAAUAAGACAAUGGAAGUCAAGAGUACACUGUUUGCAAUGUACACGUAAAACAGUGUUAUAGCCUUCUUUGCAGACUUUCGGAAUGGUGGCAUUUACUUUUAGACAGAGCACUUGUUUGCGAUUUUCAAGUUGGAUAUAGCAAGUUGGCCAACACCCGAAUGUGGCAAAACUCCCAGCCACUUCCCUCUCCCCAUCUUGAAAAUCGCCAACCAGCACUCCUCCCAAAAAUACUCCAAUAAGUACAUAAUACAUAAUAAACCUUAGCCCAUGUUGAAAGAUGAGAACCAGCGGCCUAACAAAUAAACCCCACUGCUCCGGAAGUCUGCAAAGGAGGCUACUAGUACAUGUUAUAUUUUUACAGAUAUAAAAAGCUGUUGUAUGGUAGCUAAUAUAGUACAGUUGUAGUAGACAAAGACCAAAGACACAUGUAUUCAUGAAAAGACUAAAUGAAAUUGUGCUUUCAACCACAAAGGAAGUUAAAAUGUUAAAUGUAACAUUGCAGAGCUACUUUUAUCCAUUGCUCUACUACUAAGCUUAUUUGGCUUGACACAGUGACAAAUUAUCAUAGUGCAUUUUUGUGUACUUUUUGUGCAUCAUGAAAAUUCUCGAUGAGUUUCUACAUACAACUUACAUCAAACAUAGCCAUAGGAAUGCUAAGUCUCAUUAUAAAUCCUAUAAACCAAAGUGUUUCAAUCUUUUAAUAAAAGUGUCGAGUUAAAUAAAAAGUCA